Molecule: messenger RNA, 3192 nt
Organism: Xiphophorus maculatus (southern platyfish)
Lineage: Eukaryota; Metazoa; Chordata; Actinopteri; Cyprinodontiformes; Poeciliidae
Product: proteinase-activated receptor 1-like
Exons: 2
Coding region: 84-1406 (440 amino acids)
Biological process (GO): positive regulation of blood coagulation; phospholipase C-activating G protein-coupled receptor signaling pathway; blood coagulation
Cellular component (GO): membrane
Molecular function (GO): thrombin-activated receptor activity
Source: RefSeq, a predicted model, not a curated record
AUAAACUGCAGAGGGACGUGGGAGAGAGACGCAGAACGUCUGGAGCCAUCUUCCUCUCGAUUUGGAGCCAGGAUUUCACCGACAUGAUGUUUCCAGGGGAUCCAAGGUCUUUGGUUUUGGUGCUGGUUUGCCUAUUUUCUGCUGCUGGUGCUUUCGAAAUAAACGGCACUAAUCCACGGACCUUUGUCAUUGGUUCAGGAAUCCCCAAUGACAAUGAACCAAUAGAUUGUGUUGAUGAAGAUCAUCAAUUGGAUUGUUGGAGCCGUUUGGCUCCAACAAUCCAAACGGUAAGGAAUAAAACAUUAAAUGGAUCCCUCUCUGAAGAGGCACGUCAGUUCCUGACGAGCCCCAUUUCCACGGUACUCAUGCCUUCGUUCUACACCUUGGUGUGCUGCAUCAGCGUUCCCAUCAACCUCGCCGCCAUCGUGGCCUUCUUUAAGGGCAUCCAGCCAAAGAAGCCGGCGGCAAUCUACAUGCUGAACCUGGCCUCUGCGGACCUGCUCUUCGGCCUCAUGCUCCCCUUCAAGAUCUCUUACCACUUCAUGGGCAACAACUGGAUAUUCGGCUGGUUCCUGUGCCGAGUGGUCACCGCCAGCUUCUACUGGAACAUGUAUUGCUCCGUCCUUCUAAUAGCCUGCAUCAGCGUGGACCGGUUCCUGGCGGUUGUGUACCCCAUCGACUCCCUGGCUUGGAGGAAGACGGAGAACACCAUCAAGGCCUGCGUGACCAUGUGGGUCCUGUCCUUCGCCGCCUCCGUUCCUCUCGUUGUCUCCGACCAGACGGCUCACGUUGAGGGGCUGAACAUCACCACCUGCCACGACGUCCAAACCGUUGAGGCGAUUUUGUGGUUGAAGAUUUAUUUCGUUGCCAUCUGUUUCUGCCUGUUCGUUUUGCCUUUUCUUGUCACGGUGGGGUCCUACACCAAGGUGAUCUGGACGCUGAGCAGCGUGGCACGCGGGCUUCAAGGAAGAUCACGCAAAAAAACGAGAGCGGUGGUGAUGAUCUUGACGGUCCUAGUGAUUUUCGUGCUGUGCUUCAUGCCCACCAACUGCUUCCUGCUGGCACACUACUUGCUGUUUGAGGGAUCCAACAAUGCCUCGAAGGCCACCGACAGCUCCUAUGGCCUCUACUUGAUGUUUUUGUGUUUGGGCAGCCUGAACUGCCUCCUGGAUCCCCUUCUCUACUACUUCGGCUCUUCCCAGUGUCAGAGACAGCUGUCCAACAUGCUGUGCAGAUCGUCGACGAAGGGUGCUCUCACCAAUUCGUCGUCUGACUCGUACAGAUCCAGCACCAGACCCAUUCUGAAGUCCAGCCGCACCGAAUGCUCCACAAUGACUUCAUCAGUGAGCAAAACAAACUCAUUGGAACAAAACCUGAACAGCCAGUACAAGAAACUGUUGGUCUGAUCACUGUGGCACUGGGCAGCGUUUUUAAGUACAGAAACACAAAGCUGUAAAGUUAAGGCUACUACAUAAACUGAGCACUUAGUUGGGAUGUUUCUUUUGAGAUUUACUGAAACGGAAGGUAACCAAACAUCUUGCAGUAGUAGAAACACUAGAAAUCUCUUCUUCUUUUUUUGUCAGGAGGACAAACCUACACGCACAAAUGUGAAGUUAAAUCUGGCAUAAAACUGAGUGUAGAACCGCAGUAUGCUUCACCUUUUGCUCUGUAUAUUUACAUUUGCACACUGAAUAUUAUUCGCUCUUACGUUUACUACUUUGUUUUUUUGUUAGCUUUCAGCUAUAUCUUUUCGAAAUGUACAAUAUUUUUAUAUAUAUUAGUUUCUUAAUAAAUAUUUGAGACUCAAUUUUGAUGUUUUGACUUCUAUUAAGCAAACUGUGUGAAUUAACCAGAGGUUCCAGUUAAAAGUUCAAUGCUGCCCCCUGCUGGCCAAAUAUGUAAAUCACUAAGUUGGCAGAGAACUUUCCAUCCUUUAUUUUUAUUUCUUUUAAUACAAUGGGUCGCAUACUUAACAAAUGUAACUCAGUAAGUUAGGUUGAUACUGAAAAGGGAAUUUAUUGUAGUAACUUUGCUCAUGAAAUGAAAAUCAUGAAUUAUUUGCACAAAGUAAUUUGUUUCACUUAUUUCUGUACGUUUUAAUUGAAUAUGGAUUACUACUAAUGAAAACGUGACAUUCGGUGUGCGAGAAAAUUUGACAUGACACUGGUAAAGUAAAAACAUAAGGCGGCCUGUUGAAUUGUAAGAAUGUCCUUUUAAAAAGAGUUGAAUUUCUACAAUGAUACUGUACACAUUAAUUGUGUCAUCAAAAAGACAUUCACAUAAAAUUUGAAUAUUAGGGGAAACAUCAACAGAAUUGGCUACCAAUAAAAGCCAAUGUAAUGCAAAUUUCGCUAAAGGUGACGCAUGCGUACCUCUAAACUGCUUAUGACACUAAUAAAAUCAAAAUUGUUUUUACUCAUCUGCACCGAUAGGUGGUGCUAUUUUACCGUUUAUUAAGAAAAAUGUCAUCCUCACCACUCUAUAGCAAUGCCUAAGAAGAGACACCUUGGCUACAGGUAGUCAUUGCUUAAGUAUCUCAAGAUAAUAAUUAAUUACUUCCUAAAAUCCUUUGUCAGAAAUCUUACUAAAACGUCCUUCAAGCACAGAGUCAAAGAUAACCUGGCUGAAAUAGUCGAAAGGAGAGAGAGAAAAAAAUUAAUUAGGCUGAUAUACUAUUCUCAUUUAGUCGCUUUCUUCUAGUUUUUUCCCCUAAGUGGCACAUACCUAAAAUCCUAAGUUUGUACAUGAGAUGUUCGCAUACAGGCCAAUCAUUUAAAAAGAGAAAUUAUGGCUGAUAACAGUCGCAGAUUGCAUCGAUCAAUCAGACCAGAAGAGUCAUUGUACUGACUUGUAUCCUCCGAUAACCUCUAUGUGUGAACACAGUAAACCAGUUCAAGGAACAGCACAACCCCGCGUUCCUGGAAAGCAGGCGACACGUUUUUAUAUGAAAUCUUCUCCUAAUUAUCCAGCUCAGUUACCGUCUUGGAGUGGGUGGGUGCCAAGGCUGGCGGCUUUGCGUAGUCACGUGACGUACAGUGACAUCAUCCAGGUGUCAGGAAGUUCGCUUUUGCAACCUGUAGAGAGGAAACGAACGGUGUCGACGCAGACCGCGCCCGCUCUCUCAUUUUUAACCUGCGCGUUUGUCAACUGAGCUUACGGUCAUGUCGACGUGUGCGACGACAGAAGGUAACG